Molecule: messenger RNA, 3229 nt
Organism: Pseudopipra pipra
Lineage: Eukaryota; Metazoa; Chordata; Aves; Passeriformes; Pipridae
Product: leucine-rich repeat-containing protein 37A2-like
Exons: 11
Coding region: 149-2557 (802 amino acids)
Molecular function (GO): protein binding
Source: RefSeq, a predicted model, not a curated record
ACAUCAGCAUCCCCAUUGUGACAUCAGCAUCCCCACUGUGACAAGAGCAUCCCCACUGUGACAUCAGCAUCCCCACUGUGACACGAACACCACCAAGGCAAGCCCUUCUUUCUGCAUCCCAGGCGACUCCAGCCAGUCGUGGUUCGCCAUGGACUUGCCGACACGUGUCGUGUGUGCUCUGCUCCUGCUGGCCCUGCUGCUGGCAGUGACUCCCUGCCCAGGAGAGUCCAAGGAGCUCUGCCCGCACCCCUGCCGCUGCCAGAGGCGUGGACUGCUGGACUGCCGCCACGCCGGCCUGGCCACCGUGCCCCCGGCCACCCGCCGACGGGCCCUCACCGUCCUAGAUUUCACUGGCAACUCGAUUGCUACUUUGGAUGAACAAGCAUGGAAGGAAUACCCCUGGACUGAGACUCUAGUCCUCAGGGACAAUGAGCUGCAGGCAGUGAAGAGCCAUUCCCUGGAGGGGCUGUUCCUGCUGAAGCACCUGGACUUGUCUGCCAAUAGGAUCCUGUUGAUUGAGGAAGGUGCUUUUGAGCCACUGCCUUUCCUGAGGCUUCUAAACCUCAGUGGGAAUGGCCUCACACAGAUCCACAGCAGCACUUUCCAGGCAUGGCACGGGAUGCAGUUUCUAGAGGAGCUGAUCCUAAGCCACAACCCCCUGACCGUGAUUGCUGACCCAGCAUUCUUCAAGCUGCCUUCACUCAACUAUCUGGACCUGAGUGCAACUCAAGUGACUCCGCAGACGUUGCUGCUGCUCCUGCAGACAACAGUGCACUUGGAAACCCUCAAACUGCCCAAGGAUGUGGCCUGCUGCCUCUGCCAGGAGCAUGCCAGCACCGAGACCCCGUGCAGGACCAUCCAGUUCCUCUGCGAGAACCUGUGCAGCAGCAGCAGUGCCCAGUGUGCUGCUCACACAGGUCCUGUGGCACAGACACAGGGAGAAGUAAUGGAAGUGGAGCCCUCCGGAAAAGCAAAGAGCAGCCCAGUCUUGAACCUCAGGGCCAAGCAGCCUUCGCUGGGAGACCAUGGAACUGUAACUCUUGGGGUUGCCCUGACCCUGAGCAGCACUGAGGGGGAUGUCAGCAGCCUCAAGGAUUCCAGAUCAGAUUCAUAUCCCCUUGAGCACCUCUCCAGGCAGGAAGGCAAAACAGCUGCUGAUGAGCUGAUGGUUGAGCUCAAGAAUAAUCUGCCCAAGGCUAAAAGCAUCAUGACUGUGAAAAGCAUCGUCUCACGCCAGCCCCAGCCUGUCAGGGAGAAGGAUGUGGAGGAAAAGUCAAUCACAGUCUGGGAACGAAAGCAGAAGGGCUCCCAUUUGAACUGGCAGGCAUUAAAUCCCUGGGAUGAAGCUGGUGGGUUAAACCCCCCUGAGGACGACUCUGGACACCACAAAGUAUCCACACUGCCUUCAAAACACUCCCCUUCGCACUCCACAGCAAAGGGCCGUCGUUUCUCCAGGUCUGUCAAUAUUCAGGACUACCACGAUGCUGUGGAACAGACUGAGAAAACCAUGGGCAUGGAGAAUGUGGAGGAUAGAGAAGAGGAGGAGGAAGCACCAUCUUCAAAGCAGAACUAUGGUUGGACUCAGAAACAGCACAAUAAGAAGGCCAGCCAGCAGAAGCAGAUGGAGUCCAAUUUGAACUGGCAGACAUUAAACCCUUGGGAUGGAGCUGGUGGGUUAAACCCCACUGAUGAAGACUCUGUCUUUGGACACCACCAAGGUGUGGAUGUAGCUCCAUCUCCAAUAAGGAAAUACAUUUGGAAAAAGAAAGAGCACAAGAAGACCAACAGCCAGUAUUGGGUUGGCCAAAAUCCACUUUUCUACCAGGUGUUUGGCCCUGCCAAAGCCCAGGGAGAGCCCACAGGCAGAGAAAGCAAAGCCCAGCAGGGUCUAAACAGGAACCUGGAUUUUCUGUCUGACCCGCUGGUGAACAACGGCCCCGCUGCAAUCAGCAGGGUAGAGGACAGGGCUGAAGGAGAGCCUUCCUCUCGAGGUGGGCACUUCCCCCUCCUGCCUGACACCAUGGAGACAGCCUGGAAGCAACAAGAGGAAGGCUCCAGGCUCCUCAACAAGCCAGGUAGCCCUGAGGGCCCAGAUGUUUUGCCCGUUCCAGGAGAGGACUUUGAAACCACGGUCGAUCGUUCCCUGCGCUUGCUGGUGCCGGACGAAGGCCUGCGGGUGUUCAUGGCCCACAUGGAGCGAGCCCUGAGGACGGACUGCAGCCUGCCCGGGCUGCAGCUGGCCUGUGCCAAGAUGGUCUCCAAGACUGGGCUGCUUCUAAAUCUCCUCAGCAAGAGACAAGAGAGCGAGGGAGCCUCUGCUUUCACGAGACAGUGUCCUAUGGAAAAGACCAUCUCCAGACACACAACCUUGGAGGAGGGCAAGGAACACAGGAGGGAGAAACGACAGCCCAGGGACAAAGAAAUAUCGUUUGUGGUACUCCUGUCUGCCGUCACCACUGUUUUUGUGAUGCUGAAGUGUGUCCUCCAUUUGUGCUUCGGAUCUUGUGCAGAUGGUUCCCAACCCCAAUGCCGUAGGAAAUCAUUGCUGAGAAGGUAAUUAAUUACUCCCUGCCCAUGCCACUGCUGUGCCACCAACAGUCUUUACUCUGAAGAGCAACUCAUCCCCAGGCCCCCCAGCCAUGCGGGAGCCGCUGCCAAAGACUCCCCUGCCUGUGUUUAAAACACGUUGCUUUGGGGAGAGACCCAGCAAAGGAGCCCAGAGUGGGAGCGAUGGGCACACAUGUCAGAGCACAUCCCAACCAGCCCUUCUCUGCACCUCUGCUGGGGUGGGGUCGGGCUCGGGGGGUCCCACAUUGCUGCCACCACAAGGAAAUCCCUCUCUGCUCCAGUUCCCAGCAAGACUCUCCUCUGGGGACGGCUCUGCCCUAUUUCUCCCUGCCCUGCUCCCCACAGAGGCUUUUAAAGAACUUGCUCCCAUCCUUUCCAGAUGCCUUUCCCACCCAGGGCUCAUUCCCAGCUACGCCAGCCAGCGCUGUCCCUUCUGGGGCUCCCCAAAUUCCUCAGGCUCUGCUGAAACCCCUGCCAGAAGCAGGGAGAGGUGCUGGCACUGCUGCUGCCCUCCCUGGCCAAACCUCCCUGUUUAUGGACUGGGAGCAGGGAAUUUUGUGGAGAUGAUGCCCAAAAGCCUUUUUUUCCCCAUCUCCCUUGCAAACUCCAAUGGUUUGCCCUGCUGGAAAUGUCACUUCCCGACUCCUCCAGUGGCUGUUUC